This is a messenger RNA of Pyrus x bretschneideri (Chinese white pear), 1237 nucleotides long. RefSeq names its product pyrroline-5-carboxylate reductase. NCBI's taxonomy places the organism in Eukaryota, Viridiplantae, Streptophyta, Magnoliopsida, Rosales, Rosaceae. Gene Ontology annotation, molecular function: pyrroline-5-carboxylate reductase activity. Gene Ontology annotation, biological process: L-proline biosynthetic process. The record is from RefSeq and is a predicted model, not a curated record.
ACUUGAUCUGCCCUGAAGUUUGACCUGAAACUACAUUGACCGAAAUAGAAGGGAAAGCGUUGCUCUCCGAUCCAUUCCUCCUAAUUCACCAACUCACAGGAAGAUUAACUCAGACUCAAGUGUUGCUGAGAAAAAGGAAGCAUUGGGUUUGGGCAAAGAAGGAAUCAAAUGGCAGGAGGUGAGGAAGUGGAAGUCAAACCAAUUGACAAGGAAGCCUUCAUGGGGUUCAUUGGAGCUGGUAAAUUGGCAGCAAGUGUUGCCAUCGGAUUGGUCAACCAGGGGAUUUUACCACCUUCUCGAAUUUUCACGGCUCACCGGAAUCCAGAAAGCCGGCUGGAUUUUACAUCUGUUGGAAUUCAGGUUUAUCAGAACAAUCAUCAGGUGGCUGAAGAGUGUGAUGUAAUCAUUUUCUCAGUGAAACCUCAAAUACUUAAGGAAGUAAUCCUGGACUUACGGCCUCUACUUUCACAAAAUAAACUUCUUGUGUCGCUUGCUGUGGGACACAAAUUGAAAGCUCUACAGGAAUGGGCUGGUCAUUGCCGAUUUGUUAGAGUAAUCCCUAAUACCGCUUCUGUCAUUGGUGAAGCAGCUACAGUUAUGCACUUGGGUGAAGCUGCAACAGUAAACGACGGUGAGCUAAUAGCAGAACUAUUUGGAGCUGUUGGCAAGGUGUGGAAAAUGGACGAGAAAUUGUCUGAUGCUGCUGGUGCUGUUGGUGGCGCUGGUACAGCAUUUGCAUCUAUAGCAAUAGAAGCUAUGGCUGAUGGAGGUGUAGCUGCAGGCUUACCACGAGAAAUUUCUCUGAGUCUUGCUUCUCAAGCUUUCUAUGGAGCAGCAGCCAUGGUGAUGAAAACAGGAAAACAUCCUGGUCAGCUGAAAGACCAAGUUGCAUCACCUGGAGGAAUCACCAUUGCCGGGAUUCAUGAGCUUGAGAAGGGUGCAUUUCGUGCAAGCAUGAUGAACGCGGUUGUUGCUGCUGCUAAGCGUAGCCAUGAGAUGGGUCAAUGACUUCACUUUCCGCAUGUUAAUUUUGCCAAGGUAGGGUUGCAUACAUUGUGUCGUGACAAGUUGUAAAAUUGAUCUGUAUGCUGGGGAACGAUUCACAUAAAAUUUGUACCAGGUUGCUCGUUGUAUGACUCCUACUUUUCUGCAUUGGGUUGAAGUGAAGUGGAUUUUUCGUCUCCCAGUGCAUGAAUGUAUAUUUGAAUGCUAUGUGAACAAAGUUGAUUCUCUCAAA